UUGUCGCAUGUGUUACGUCAUAAGAGUGCGACAGUGUAAAGUGUAAACAAGGGGUGCAGCUUCCUCAGUGAGUUGCUCUUCCGCCCGUUCUUUGCUCCGUUAAAAUUCGCGUUUAUUUUUAUACCACGAUGCUCGACGUCGCUUCAACGUAUCGCCCCCUCUCGCAGUAAUAGUUCGUGUUUCAUGAGCGGCUGCGAUGGUGCUUUCCUUGGUGAGCCUGAGCGCCAUGAAGGUGGUGAACGAGCACUGCUCGUCGCCGUGGUGGCUCCGGUGGGUUCCGCGGGAGCUCUACGGACCGUUGCUGGACGCGUCCUUAGCCGCAUGCAGGCCGCUGGCCAUCAGCGACCUGGUCCACAGAUGGCCCGAACGCAGAUUGCUUGUCGGUGGGCGGAGGAACCGAGGACAACCGCCUCCGUGUCGCGCCUGUGUGCAGGCUCUGUUGCUUGCAGUGGUCAAAGGAUUUUCCGAUCAGAGAUGCGCACUGCGUGUUCUGGACUUGUGCGGCGUGCAAGGGGAGGAGGGUUCAUCGGUGGACACCAUGGGGGGCUGGUCCCUGACUGUGGCGCUGUGCACUACCAUUGUUCAGGCCAGGGCCGCGGCACACAGGAGUCAUGGAAGAGAUAAGGAGAGGAAGACGUUCUCCGCUAUCCACAGAGACAAGGACGUGAAAAGACAGCGAGCACCACGGAAGAGGCCCAAGGAAGCAAAUGAGUUGGUCUUGAGCUGCAUAGAAGGCCGACCAUCUAGGGGGGUUCUGGAGGAAGGGGAUGUGGUUAGGAGGUGCAAGGAGACGGACAGACUGAUAGAUGCACCAAGCAGCACGGAGGAGGAAGAAGAGGAUGAUACUUGCGUGUCAGUUUGGGUUAGAGCGGAUAUUUUCAUCAACGCCCGCUCUUGGGAGCGUAUGUGCAUGGCCCUGAGCACCCCGGCGCCUCUCAAGCUGCAUUGCCGCUACCUCAGAGUGGAGGAGAUUUCCGUGUCCAGCAUCAGGACUGUGCUGGACCUUCUCCCUCGCAGGGGCCUGCUGGGCGUCGACGUGCGCUACAGCAACCUGGGCGUGACGGGCCUGGCGCAGCUCAUGCCUCUGCUCGCCACCUUUCCCGACUUGAAGGCGCUCCGUCUGCAGUACUGCAACCUGGACCUGCGCCGGGACGAGCCGGGCCAGGAGGAGGCGCUCGGAGAUCUCUCCCGGGGUAUGGCGCAGCUGCGGCAACUGCAACGUCUCAGCCUGACGGCGCUGCGCUUACCGGGUCAACUCUGUGUGCUGCUGAGUUCACUACCACAGCCUCUGGAGGUGCUGGAGCUCCCCUAUCUGAGCCUGAGUGUGGCGGACCUGUCCUACCUGUCCUGCAGCCAUCACGCGUCCUCUCUGCAACAUCUGGACCUGAGUCAAAACCAUCUGGAUGCAAACACGCUGCCGUCCAUGCGCCGCUUUCUCUCCCAGGCGUCGGGAACGUUGCGCCACCUCUUCCUGAUGGGCUGCGGACUGCACGACGACUUACUGGGCCUGCUGCUCCCUUCGCUCGGGUGCUGCUUGUCCCUCCAACGCCUCGCCCUCGCUCUCAACCCGCUGUCCACGGCCGGCCUACAGGAAGUGGUGAGGACGGCGGCAAGGAUGCCCUCCCUGCGCCAGCUGCUGUACCCGAUCCCUCUUGAAGACUACGAGCCGGGGCUUCCCGAGCUGCCCUCCAGCGCUCAGCUCCUGGACUGGCCUCUGGACGAGUCCAAACAGGUCAGCAUCACCGAGAGCCGCCUUAACCAACUUCUGCAAGACUGUGGACGCUCUGACCUUUUCCUGACCAGUGACAUCAUCAACUUUGACAAAGACUAGGUGGACGAGAGCGGUGCAGGAAUAUGGCGGUUGUGUGUAACAUUUUUGUCAUGCAAGUGAACAAUUCACUUUCUUCAUUAAAGCCAACUUUUUUCACCAGUCAACAAUUAAAGACAAGGCAAUUCAUUUCUUACCAAGAAUCGUCUAUUCUCUUCUUAUAAUCUUUUAACAGACCACGCCCGGGUUGCCAGAUCUGGCCCGCGAAAGCCUGGAAAGAAUAAGCGUCAAUA
Entelurus aequoreus (snake pipefish) is the source of this 2061-nucleotide messenger RNA. RefSeq names its product leucine-rich repeat-containing protein 14. Gene Ontology annotation, cellular component: cytoplasm. The coding region runs from base 197 to 1831 and encodes 544 amino acids. The transcript has 3 exons. NCBI's taxonomy places the organism in Eukaryota, Metazoa, Chordata, Actinopteri, Syngnathiformes, Syngnathidae. The record is from RefSeq and is a predicted model, not a curated record.